AUGGAUAAAAGUUGGAUCGAUCUACCCACUGGUCAUCAUGAAAAUAUCGACGGUUGUAUGGAAUUUAUUGAGUUUGCCAAGCAAGAUCUAGUCGAAGGAAAAAUUAGAUGUCCAUGUAAGAACUGUAAGGUAGAGAAAUGGUUCUCCGUAAAUGAAGUGGAGAGGCAUAUUUUGUUUAAGGGAUUUUAUAAGCCAUAUAAGGAUUGGAUUUUUCAUGGUAAAGGGGAUACGUUUCAGCGUAUGUUUGAGAGUGAUGGAGGGAUUACUAGUGAAGGUUCCCUUGAUAACCAAAGUGGGUUUGUAGGUCGAGAUAAUAUGGGAGGGCUAUUAAGAUCAGCAUUUAGUGUUAAUAUGCCUCCCAAUUGCCCAAAUUUAGAAGCACGAGAGGAUGAUGAAUGGAUUGAGGAGCCCGUGGCCUAUGACACAGAUGUAGAAUAUGAUUAUUCUACAAUAGAAGAAGAUGUGACAUAUAAGAAGUUGCUUGAAGCUUCUGAGGAGAAAUUGUACGAGGGGUGUAUCAAUUUUUCAAAGUUAUCUUUUCUGUUACACUUGUUUCACUUGAAGUGUAUUAAUCACUGGUCCAUAGAAUCUUUCAAUAUGUUGUUGAAGCUAAUUCUAGAUGCAUUUCCUCAAAUACUUGAUUUUCCCUCUUCUUAUUAUUACAGUAAGAAAAUGAUAAAAGACUUGGGCCUUGGGUAUGAAAAGAUUGAUGCUUGUCCGAAUAAUUGCAUGUUGUAUUGGGGUGAAUUUUUAAAGAAAGACAAGUGUCAUGUUUGUGGUACAUCGAGGUGGAAGAAAACUAAGGAUAGGGGCAACGUUGUAAGUGAUCAAGGUACGGAUACUUGUAAGAAAGGUGUGCCAGCUAAGGUAAUGCGAUAUUUCCCUCUUAUACCGAGACUAAAAAUAAUCUACAUGUCAUCAGAAACAUCAGAAGAUAUGAGAUGGCAUGAUACAGAGCGAUUGGGUGAAGAUGAUAAGAAGAUUUUAAGGCAUCCUUCAGAUGGCUUAGCAUGGAAGGCAUUUGAUGAGCGUCACAGUGAUUUUGCAUUAGACCCUCGUAGUGUUCGAUUAGAUCUUGCGAGUGAUGGUUUUAAUCCUUACCGUUUAAUGAACACCACUUAUAGUACGUGGCCAGUGAUGUUGAUUCCUUAUAAUCUUCCACCAUGGUUAUGUAUGAAACCGUCUUCUUUCAUUCUGUCCACGCUUAUUCCUGGAAAAUCAGGUCCCGGAAAUGAUAUUGACGUGUAUCUGCAGCCAUUAGUGCAUGAAUUGAAAUUGCUGUGGACAGGGGUUGAAGCUUUUGAUGCUUUUGCCGGAGAGAAAUUUAAUUUGCGUGCGGCUUUGCUUUGGACUAUUAAUGACUUUCCCGGCUAUGCAAUGCUCUCUGGUUUGAGCACAAAAGGUUACAAUGCAUGUCCUAUAUGCUUAGAUUCCACGCCUUCUGAUAGAUUUGGGAGCAAGAUUUGCUAUUGUAGCUAUAGAAAAUGGUUACCUGCAGAUCACCCAUUUCGAUGUCAAGGUGACAAGUUUUGUGAGAAGUUUGGAACUAAUGAGUGGGGUAAAGCCCCAUCUCGUCCUAGCGGCACUGAUAUAUUGAGGCAGCAAGAAAAGGUGAAGCAUGUUUACGGAAAGUCGAAGGCACCACCGAAAAAGAGGCAAAGAGGACACGAUGAUGACGAUGAAGUCCAAGAUGAAAGUGACUUUGGUACCAAGAGAAGCAUAUUCUUUGAUUUGGUGUAUUGGGAGCAUAAUCUUCUAAGGCAUAAUUUAGAUGUGAUGCACAUUGAGAAAAACGUGUCUGAGAAUAUUUUGGGAACUCUUCUUAGUAUGGAUAAGAGUAGAGAUAGUAGGAAUGAUCGAGAAGCCCUUGAAGCAUGGAGAAUAAAGUCUCACCUUUGGCUGAGUACUAAUCCUAACGGAGGUGAAUGCAUGCCUCCGGCUUCCUAUUCUAUGUCUACGGAGGAGAAGGAGAGGUUCCUAAAUGUUUUGCAGAAAAUUAAAGUUCCUGAUGGAUAUGGAUCCAACCUUUCUAGUUGUGUGAAUAUGAAGCAAAGGAAGUUGAUGAACCUCAAAAGUCAUGAAAACCAUGUUCUAAUGCAGGAUAUCCUUCCCGUUGCCUUAAGGGCCUCUAAAGCUACAAAAGUAAUUGACUUGUUGGCUAGAUUGUCUUCCUUUUUCAAGAAGUUGUGCUCUACAACUAUUGAUCCAGAUGAUUUAGAUGGUCUUCAAAAUGAAAUUAUUUUAACUCUUUGUGAGUUGGAAAAGGAGUUUCUGCCUUCAUUUUUCACAAUCAUGGUCCAUUUGUUGAUUCACUUAGUGGAGGAGGUUAAACUUGGUGGACCAGUGCAAUACAGAUGGAUGUAUCCCAUUGAAAGGUACUUGUCCCAUUUGAAAUCACAUGUAACCAAUAAAGCCCAACCUGAAGGAUCUAUUGCAGAAGGCUUCCUUUUAGAGGAGACAAUUAGGUUUUGUUCGAGAUAUCUUCAAGGUGUUAAGACCAUUUUCAACAUACCUGAAAGGAUGGAUGAUGACAUUCCAAAUCCCAAUGAUUACUUGUUUAAUUCUGGUGGUCGAGUUAUUGGGAAGAAGGUACAUUACAUAGAUGCAACCACCGAAGAUGGGAAACCAAGAAAAGCUUUGGCGGGUGGUUUGCAUUCUUAUGGUAGAAAAUUAAAAGGAUACAUAAUCAAUGGAUACAAAUUCCUUUCCACGGAUCGCGAUUCUCGUCUUUUGACACAAAAUUCUGGAAUUAUGGUCGAAGCGGAUGGAGAUGCCUACUAUGGAAAAGUGAAAGAUAUCUAUGAAUUAGAUUAUUACGGAGAUUACAAAGUUGUAUUGUUUCGUUGUGAUUGGGUAGACAUUCAUAGGGGUGUAAAAGCAUAUCCAAAUGGCGGAGUAUGUGUCAAUUUCUCUAAAUUGAUGCAUUCUGGACAAUUGUUGCAAGAUGAUCCAUUUGUAUUCUCAUCUCAAGCAAAACAAGUUUUUUACAUAGAAGAUGAGAUACAAAAGGGAUGGUUGCAUGUUGUUAAGAACAAGCCUAGAGAUGUGUUUGAUUUAGGGGAUUCUUUACCAGUAGAGGAAGAGGGUGGGACCAAUUGA
Molecule: messenger RNA, 3099 nt
Organism: Spinacia oleracea (spinach)
Lineage: Eukaryota; Viridiplantae; Streptophyta; Magnoliopsida; Caryophyllales; Amaranthaceae
Exons: 3
Coding region: 1-3099 (1032 amino acids)
Source: RefSeq, a predicted model, not a curated record